Messenger RNA from Bufo gargarizans (Asiatic toad), 2806 nucleotides. RefSeq names its product zyxin (gene ZYX). The transcript is spliced from 9 exons. Lineage: Eukaryota; Metazoa; Chordata; Amphibia; Anura; Bufonidae. The coding region runs from base 148 to 2139 and encodes 663 amino acids. Gene Ontology annotation, biological process: integrin-mediated signaling pathway; transforming growth factor beta receptor signaling pathway. The record is from RefSeq and is a predicted model, not a curated record.
AGCACAUACCCACCGUGUGACACCCUCCCAGAGUCCCAGUCAUCUGCAGGCCUCGCCCUCUCCACUCCCCCUGGGCAGUCUCAGGCGGUCUCUGACUGUCUCUCACUCUGUGCUGGCAGUCAGUCUCUGCUAUUCAGAGACAUCAAGAUGGACCCAGCCGCUCCCGCCACCCGGAUGACCUCCUCUUUCACCAUCAACAUCUCCACCCCAUCUUUUUACAACCAGCCCAAAAAGUUUGCUCCAGUGGUGCCCCCUAAGCCUAAGGUGAACCCAUUUAAAGCGGCUGAGGAAGGAGACCCCAAGACUAACUCUGCUGGCCUCCAGGAUAGCGCAACCGCCCCGCGUGCUUUUUUGGGGAGAGUUGGAGAAAUCCCAUCCUUACCGCCACCUGAGCAUGAGGAAUUCAUUUUGCCACCUCCUCCACCCAACGAUGACUCUGUCAUGAGCCCCACCAUGUCUUUCCCACCUCCUCCACCUUCCUUUGGGGAUGACAUCCUUGGUUCCCCCACAUCCAGCUUCCCUCCACCUCCACCACCUGAAUUUGCCGAGCCCUUUCCACCUCCUGCUGAAGAGUUCUUCCCUUCACCACCUUCCCUGGAGGAAACAAGCCUUGUUAGUGGAACUAGCGACAUCCAGGUCACACCACCACCACCACCACCUCCACCAGCUCCUCCAGUGGUCACUCCAAAACCACCUGCCCCAUCUUCUUUUUCACCUAAGCCAACUGUGCCUUUAACAUUUACACCUAAAACCCCAGCAACCACAUUUAGCCCUAAGCCUGUUGCCCCUCCUUCUGUUAGCCCUAAACCUAACAAUCCUAUCCCAGUUGCACCAAAACCGGCAGCGCCAGUGGCAGUUUCACCCAAACCUUCUGUACCUAACACAUUUAUUCCAAAGGUUCCUGCCCCUUAUACAUUUUCUCCUGCACAGUCUUCUAACCCACCGCCUGCUCCUUCCUUUUCUCCUAAGCCGGUGAGUGCACCAACUUUCUCCCCAAAACCGGCUCCAUCUCACACAUUCACCCCAAAACCUUCUGCCCCCCACACAUUCACACCCAAACAGAUAGAACCAGCAUCAGAAUCUUCACGCCCACAACAGAAGUUUCCCACAUCUCAGCCCAGUGCCACCAGAGUGGACCCUCCUGCUCCUUCCGCAACUUCGUCUAGAGGGCCAUCAGGAUUUAACUUUGCACAGCAACGUGAAAAGCCUCAAGUGCUUGAAAAAGCUAGACCUGACCCUGAAGGGUCACAGAAAGAGAAUGGAAGAAUUGUUGUGCCCCAGGCUGAGAUCAACAGGAAUUCUGGGUCACAGAUGGAGAACUUUAGGAACCACCAAGGAAUAAAAUCCAAUGGAGCACCAUCAGAAGGCUAUCAGUCUUUGAAAAUACAGUCGGAUGCAACCCAAAGAAAAUCUCCUCAACCCAACAUGCAAAGACCUCCCGAGCCUGAUCGGACUGGACAGGGAUUGAACAUGAAAGAAGUGGAAGAGUUGGAAAUGUUGACCCAGCAAUUAAUGCGGGAGAUGGACAAACAGCCAACAGCAGAAUCCCAUACCAUGGAUCGCUGUAAACUGUGUGGCCAGGGAUUGUCCAGGACGGAGACGGUGGUGAGGGCCGGGGAGCACCUGUACCACGUCCACUGUUUCACCUGCACCAAGUGUGAGCAGCAGCUACAGGGGCAGCAGUACUACGAGUGUGAAGGGCGGCCCCUCUGCGAGGACUGCUACCAGGACACGUUAGAGCGCUGUGCGGUGUGUGAGAAGAAGAUAACAGAGCGUUUGCUGAAGGCCAUGGGAAAGGCCUAUCACCCAGAGUGCUUCACCUGCGCCGUCUGCAGUCGCGCGCUCCAGGGCGAGCCUUUUAUUGUGGAUCAGAAUAACCUGCCGCAUUGUGUUGCCGAUUACCACAGGAAGUAUGCUCCUCGCUGCUCCGUUUGUGGAGAACCAAUUGCCCCAGAGCCUGGACGGGAUGAAACCGUAAGGGUGGUGGCACUGGAGAAGAACUUCCAUAUGAUGUGCUACAAGUGUGAGGACUGUGGUUGCCCUCUUUCCACCGAUGCCGACGACUCCGGUUGCUUCCCGUUGGACGGACACGUUCUGUGCAAAAAAUGCCACACAGUGAGGGCUCGGGCUGCCAUGUAACAUUGCCUAUGUAGGUCGCUCCUAGAUACAAGCUCCAGCUUCGUCCACCAAAGACUCUUGGAGCGACUGACCGCUCCGUCCUCCUCUCUGCAGCUGCUGCUUCCGAUGUAGUUCAGUGUUACGGUUUAUUAACCGGUUUACCGCUUCUGCCGCGGAGACUUCUAGAUAACUUCUGGUUUUGCCGUCACUUCGCUGCUAACCACUAGUUAGUCCUUUUCGCUUACCUGCCCGACCGCCUGCCUGCCACACAAUGUCUUUUAUGUGUUCGUGCUGAAAUGCCAUUUUUUUUAUUAGAUUUUUUUGUACUCCCCCCCCCCCCCCCAAUCUUGUGACUGAAGUAGAAAUUUUCUUGGACUGGAUGGAAUUUUUGGGUAAAACUGGUGGGAGCCCUCAUCGACAGUGCUUGUUCCACCCACUCAUCGGAAAUUUGGACCAUGUUACUAGGUUCUCCCAAAAAAAAACAACACUUCUCCCUAUACAAAAAUCUCCAGUCCUUUCCUACAUUGAGACUAUGAAUUUGGGGUUCAGUUCUUUCCCUACCGCUCCGUCAGGGGUCACCGCCCGGCUCCUCGAAGAAUGACUGAAGGAUAAUUGUUUUGUAGGAUUUUUCCAUUUUCUGGGAGAGAUGCGUCUCCUUCGGUCCUGAGGGUCUCCGCUCGCGUGUUUG